This is a messenger RNA of Cylicocyclus nassatus, 1422 nucleotides long. Lineage: Eukaryota; Metazoa; Nematoda; Chromadorea; Rhabditida; Strongylidae. The record is from the annotation of a GenBank genome assembly.
AUGUCACAAAAUCCAGGCAACGAGAAUAUUGCUGGCGCUGCCACUUCGCAACCAUCAACAUCCGGACUAAAAUCGUAUACAUACGCGGAACUAAGCCCUUUUAGUCUCCAAGAUCUGGAUUAUGCAGAGGAUGAGACGUCUGAGAUCCCGGCUUUAUCAAGUUCGUAUGCAGGGGAAGUAUCGGGAAACCUAUCGCCGGAGACGAGCAUGGAAUCGCACUACACGACAACUCCUGAGGUAAUGACUCCCAACAAUCGCGAACAGCCGAGGGUCGAACGCUUGACGAACACUAGCGGUCCUAUAGAAGCUAUUAAAGAAUCCCUUGGAAAGCCUGAGGGAACUUCCGACUUCGCUUCAGUGCUGUAUGCUUUUUUCUCGAAGGAAUCGUCGACGUUAAAUCGGGCUUCUGUAGAGACAAACUUCCUGCUCACGAUUAUUCUGGAACUUAAGGAGGAAAUCAGUCGUCUGCGUCGUUCUCAAGAUAGAUCUUCGCCUAUGAUAGGUGUACAAAAGUUCAAAUACGAAAAUCUUACCCGAAAUCAUAUAUUGAGCUAUCGGAAACCAUUUAAGGAGGUGAAUUUAAAUGAAGCCCUCUGUCACUACACUGCUCCGAAACGACUGGAGGACCGCGCAGACAAAGAAGUCACGGAUUUUCUGCGAAACAUCUUCAAAGAGAUUUGUGAUCCGCCAUACGAAAUAUGGGAUUACACCUACCGUGCCGCAAAUUCUCCCCGAGCAGAUAAGAGGUUGAUUAAUUUGCCGGAAGGCAUCAGUCACACCAUCACAGAGUUCAUAAUUGAUGCCGUAGGCCUAUCCCAUCCCUAUAUUUACAGUGGAAAACUUGCAAGCCUGAGAAAUUCCCAGGAAAGGUUCUGGUUGGCCCUUGGCGACACCGAAGAGAAUAGAGAAACACGCUUCAAGCAACUCUUAAGGGCGAAGACGACCUGGUUUGACAACUGUAAAACUUGUAUGACGCGAUCCCUAGAGGACAUCCGUUCCUACCGCAUGCACGACGGCCAGCUAGUCGCUCCCAAGAAAUACAAAGCAACCCUUGAGACGGGACUUUCUCGUCAACAAACGGCGGAAAUGUCAUCAGAAGAGAGAGAACAAGCUUUGCAGAAUUCUGUGGAAUUUUGGUGCGGUUGCACAUUGUCACCUCAAGGAGAUGAUAAAUUUGAACUCAACUACGAAAGAUUUGUCCGAGAAGUGUGGGAUUUCAAUGCACUCUGCCGCCGUGAAUAGGAUAAGAUGAACUUAGCGCAACUGUGGAAAGUUCCAGGAAGUGUACGAUUUUAGUGCGGUUGCACUUUGCCGUCAUUAACAGGAUGAAAGAACUGCAGGAUAUCCUAUCCUUAUCCCUUCUCCUACUGGUUGCCGGAUCAGUGGACGUUUUUUGCAAUUUUUGCUGAGUGUUCGCCCUGC